Bufo bufo (common toad) is the source of this 1488-nucleotide messenger RNA. Its product is annotated as gastrula zinc finger protein XlCGF28.1-like. The transcript is spliced from 5 exons. Gene Ontology annotation, molecular function: DNA-binding transcription factor activity, RNA polymerase II-specific; RNA polymerase II cis-regulatory region sequence-specific DNA binding. NCBI's taxonomy places the organism in Eukaryota, Metazoa, Chordata, Amphibia, Anura, Bufonidae. Gene Ontology annotation, biological process: regulation of transcription by RNA polymerase II. The coding region runs from base 262 to 1335 and encodes 357 amino acids. The record is from RefSeq and is a predicted model, not a curated record. Gene Ontology annotation, cellular component: nucleus.
UGCGCAGACAAAGCCGGGGCAGAGAUCUAAUCAUGGACCAGGAGGUGACAUCUAAGGGCGACACAGAAGACUCACCAAGCAUAGGUGUACCAGAGCACGGAGCAGAGUCUGAACCCAUCACAACUUUGGGUUUUCAAGCACUUCUUUAAGAACACUUCUCAUGCAUCGCACCCACUAAAAUUCAUAUUUCUGAAGACUUAUAUUCAGAUUUUCCUUUGCUGUCUGUUAUAUUGGCAUCUUAACAUAGAUAUAAAAUUGAGAAUGCAGAAUACUGGAGAGGAGGUUGUUUUCGGCCAUUCAGAUGAGGGUACUCCUAAAGGACAGGGAGAGAACUGUUCUGGCCAGUCAGGAAGAGCCACUCGAUUCUCCUUUCAAGAAAACAGCGUCCUCAUCUCCAAGGUGGUGGAGUAUUACGAUCAGAUAAUUGGCCAGAAGGCUAUCAAAGUGCCAAAAUCGCGGAAGAAGGCCCUGUGGAUGAGAAUUACAGAUGCAGUGAAUGCCGUGGGCCCUCACGUGCGCAGUGUAGACGUCUGUAAGAAGAGGUAUCACGAUAUCAAGAGACACGUGAAAAAAAAAUUGGCCGAGGCCGAAAAACAUAAGAGGCUGAACGGGAAAGAACCGCCAGGGGACGUGGAGCUCACCGACUACGAAGAGGAACUGAGGAAAAUUCUGAGCACUGAAAUCACAGAUGAUGUGAAGAUCAAGGGAUACAUAGAUACUGGCCUUUCCUCAGAAAUGUUUCAGGACUUUAUGGGCUUGGGGGCAUCUCCUGAGCACACUGCCGACAGCGACUUUGGCUCUACAUCUUCUGAUGAGAAUCAAGAAAUCAUUGUGACUAAAGUGGAUCCUCAAGAUAUUGAAGCAAUGUCUGCCAUCGAGAACUCUAACCAGCAGGGAAUGCUACGGGAUAGAGCUGAUGUGGACAAUGUAGACUGCGAACCUACGCUUGACCAAACACUAGAACCUGACGAGUGUGUCCAUUGUCAGGGGAAAGCACUGCAAGAGUUGGGCAGCAGUAUGCAACGGUUACAUGCAGAGGUGGUGGCCAUGAAUCACAUGCUGGACCUUCUAGUUGCCAAUCAAGAGAAAGAUCGUGUAGAAACUGCACGCCAUCGGGAAGAGAUGGCCCGUUAUCGGGCAAGUAAGCUCAAACUUCUCAUGGAAGCCAAUGAAAUUGCAGCCAAAAGGCUUUCGAUGGAAUCUUCCUUGGAGUCAAACUCCCAACGUCAACAUGUGACUCUUCAAACAGGAGGUCCAAGUAACUUACGAAAGAACACCUUACGUACAAGGGGAGGAGCGUCUGCUUCACAUGCUCGAAAAGGGGGGAAACUAUAAGGAUUUCUGACUUUCUCUGGAAUUAUGUCCUAAAGUGUUGUAUUAUAUAUCGGCUUUAUAUUAGUAUUACAACAUUUUUCAAUUUAUUUGAUCGUUUUUGCUUUCAGUGAAUGACCAUGUCAGUAUUUUCAUUGCUGAUAUAAAUAUAUACUG